Molecule: messenger RNA, 2685 nt
Organism: Symbiodinium necroappetens
Lineage: Eukaryota; Dinophyceae; Suessiales; Symbiodiniaceae
Source: the annotation of a GenBank genome assembly
AUGUCCUCUAUUCUUGGCUCCGACGAUGAAGUUGCAGAGUUGUGCACUACCACCACAACGACCGCAUUUGCAGGGAUUUCAGGGACCAUCAGCAUCUACACGGACGGCGGCUGUUCAGUGCUUGGUUCGACAGCAUCCAUCAAUCUGGGUCCCUGCACACUGACCGGCUCGACCAGCUCGAUAGACUUCACUUGCAUGGAAGGGUCCAUCGCUUACAAUGCGUACAGCACGGAUGACUGCAGUGGUGAGGCAACGACGCAGGUCCUUGAGCAGGGCCCCUGCAUCCCAAUGGACAACGGCACGUCAUCUUGGAUCGUUGCUUUCCCCGGAUGCACCGGACUACAGGCAGGACACAAGCACUUGGCCGUCGUCCGGGUCUUCUCGACGGAGGAAGAGCUGCAGCUACUGAUGGACAGUGUCGAGAAGUGGGAUAAGGCCGGUGCAAUUCCCUGCACCACAAAAUCGAGCAUGAGCGAGAUCGACCUCAUCUUGGUGUACAGCAAGGACCUGGAAGCCGACGCCGAAGCCAAAAGCAAGGUGGGUGCCAUUGAGGCUGCUUUCCACAGUGAUGUCUACGGCUGGAUGAUGAUGCCGACCUACUUGGUGGAGCACAUCAACGGCAAUGCCAUGUACAACCUCAAGCACCCUUGGACCAAGGCGGUGUACGAUGCAUUCCAUAGCAUGGAUGACGGCAGCAUGAUGGAAGAGAUGGCCUNNGAAGCCGACGCCGAAGCCAAAAGCAUCGUGGGUGCCAUUGAGGCUGCUUUCCACAGUGAUGUCUACGGCUGGAAGAGCUGCUUUUCCAACAUCAGGAGCAUGUCGGCCAACUUGAACCCGGAGCAAGACGUCUAUGACAACCGUGGCUACACCACGAACAAGCACUGGGUCUCCGGCCCCAAUGCCGUCUUCUCGAAAAUCAUGAUGGCCAUGAUGGAGGGCGAGUUCAACGACACGUACGACAUCUUCUUCCUCAUGGAGAUGAUGGCCUUCGAUGUCGCCUUUGCCAUGAUAACUAUGGAUGCGAUGUCAGGGAACACUAGCCAGUUCGCAGCUGCUUGGGCAGCUGCAGGAGGCAACAACCAGACCUACAACUGGGAUUCCAUGCUGGUGGGCAACUACGCCAACACACUUCUGAACACCAGCUUCGAGUUCCCGACUUACAUCCGCCACGGCUCCAGCAAGAAUCUGUUCGCGAACUUGGAUGACGAACAUGUGACGCUUGGAGUGGCAGUGUUCGAUCACCAGGGGCACUUGAAGGACACCAUCCCCACUCAUCAUCCCUUCAAGAAGAUCCUGGCUCUGACCUACUACCCGCAUCCGCAGCAGAUGGACAUGUAUGAGGCUCCAGUCGGGAACGUGACCAUGACCACGCAGGCAGCCACUGGGGAUCCCUUUUACCACCUCUGCGAGACCGCCAGGCUCGUUGACACAAAGUGGUUCGCUCUCACAGACAAUUAUCACAUCAUCAAAGCGCCGGUGAGCGUUCUGAUGGACAUGGGCGACAAGCCCGUGCUGCCGUAUGUCCUGAGAAACUCCAAGUACUGUGGCGAGCGCCCCAACUGUGAGGCUUCCAUGUUGCAAGCAGAGGGGCUGUUCAGCAUCACUUUGAACUACCACCACGACAAGUACGAGGUGCUGUACAAGACGGAUGAUGCCAGGAUGUUCUGUGAUGCAUGGGACCUUGCAACAGGCAGCACAGCGAGCGAGUCGUGGGCCAAUUGCAGUCUGUCCUUCGGCCCAACUGGAGAUGACUACAUCGCCUGGAAGAUCAGCGUGGACCAGAACAUCACCGAGGAGUUCACUCCGAAGGACAAGACGCGCUACGGCUGGAGAGCCUGGACGAGCCUUUGGAAUCCGGCCCCAGUUGACUCUCGCGAGUGCACGCCGAUGCUCUACGGCCCGAAGGAGUAUCUGGAGACGCUUGGCAACAUCUCCCACUGUGCUGUUGACUACGUUGAGAAUGCCGCGGCGUGUGAAUCUGAUACCACAUGCGCGUGGAAGGCCAUGUUCGAGUCCGGAGUGUGCUUUCAGGACCCGAAGAUUAGCGUCACCACGACGACAACAAUGGCGGGAGUGACCUACAGCACCAUCGAAGUCACAUUGCCGCUCACCGUGGACGAUGCAGCUGCGAUCCUCAACAAUGCUACUGUGCAGGAUGCCAUGAAGCAAGGCUUUGCAACGGCGAUGGAGGUGCCUGUGGAGGAUGUGAUGCUGGAGAUUCAGGCAGCUCGGCGGUUGAGUUCUCACACGAGAAAGCUUCAGACCGAGCUGCUGGCCGUCUUCACAGUGAUCAUGCCCAGCCUUGAGGACGCCAUCGUGAAGCAGGUGGAGAUCGAGACCCUUUCCUUGGAGGCCACCAACGAGGCCAUCGCGAGUGCCGUCGCGAGCACGGGCUUCUCGGGUGCCUUGGAGGUUACCGGCAAGACGACCAUGCGAGUUGCGGGUCCGACCACGACAACCACGACGACCACAACGACACAGGCCGGCAACACCACCACUACCGAGGGCGGUGAUGACGGCGAUGCGGGUGACGACGGGGACGAUGGUGACGAUGGCGACGAGCAGCCGCCCAGCUCGGCAAUCGCGGGCAGCGCCUCCGCUGCGGUGCUGGGACUGGCUGCCAAGCAAUUCAUUCACAUUGACUUUCCGAUGCUACUGAGCGCAAGCUUAGACUACGCCACAUGA